AUGCCGGAAAGAAACCCCCGCCGACGUCACCCCGGAUCCGGCGGCGGAAGCAGUCGGAAGACAAGGCCUCCACACCCUUCUGCUUCCCCGAGGGCGACCCGCUGCGGAAGGGCUUCUCCUUCCCCCGCAGCUCCGCCCAAUCGCAAUCCCCCAUUAUCCAGGAUCAGAAACUACCGUUCCGGCAAGACUUCCAGGGUACUGAAGCGAUGCGCCUCCGAACCCAUACUCCGGAGCAACCCCACCGGCAAUCAGAGGAAGAAGAAGAAGAAGAAGAAGAAGGACCCAGUGAUGGCGAUCCUCUACUCCAUGAUCGCUCAAGUCAUAGUAGUAGCUUCACCUGCUUGGAAAAUUACUGUUGGCCCGAGGGCGUCGCGGCGAUCCACCGGCCUCGAACUUGGACCGACGUAUUCUCUUCGUCUCCGUCUCGUCUGGGCUCGAGAUCAUCUUCUCGACCGAGCUUCGAUGUGUACUCGAGAGAUGCGAAGCCUCCGAUGUUUGGAGAGAUCGGAAUUGAUCGGGGAAGUAGGGAGCAGGAAUUUUUAUCUGAGGAAGAGCGGUAGUAGUCGGAGGAAGAGCAGCAGCGGCAGCCUGUUGGGUUCUUCGCUGGCUACGGUGGAACGGAACUCGCCGUCAACGAAGGGGGUUCCGCCGGCGAUUGUGUUGUUCCAAGGUUUCUUCGGCAGGAAGUUCAGUAAAAUUGUGAGAAUAAUGCGUCGGGUAUGGCAUAUGGUGGUGUGCUUGCCGUGA
Messenger RNA from Linum trigynum, 747 nucleotides. NCBI's taxonomy places the organism in Eukaryota, Viridiplantae, Streptophyta, Magnoliopsida, Malpighiales, Linaceae. The record is from the annotation of a GenBank genome assembly.